Molecule: messenger RNA, 7091 nt
Organism: Biomphalaria glabrata
Lineage: Eukaryota; Metazoa; Mollusca; Gastropoda; Planorbidae
Exons: 29
Coding region: 175-3795 (1206 amino acids)
Source: RefSeq, a predicted model, not a curated record
UCUUAUCUUUUGUUUACCCUUGAUACGGACGCUUUGCAUGGAACACAUUUUUAGAUCUAGACUAGAAUUGACUACAAGAAAUCUAACUAAGGCUUGGAUCUCAAAAUGUAAACAAAUCUAAGUUAAUGGGUUGAAAAAUAUCAGCAAUAUAAACAAAUUAAUCCAUCAAUCUGUAUGAUGUCUAAUGAAGCUGAAGUUGAAAAUCAGCCUCCAUUAGCUGUUGCCAGAGAAGAACAAGAAGCACUUCCUGGUCCACUAGGAGCUGUUUAUGCAAAUGGAAUUAGAAAUUAUUUAUAUAAAACUGGAAUUGAGAAGCAGUUUCACACUAUUCUGCAUACCCUAUUUAGCAGAGAUGAGCUACCCUAUAACCCGUUUCCUGGAAUAGCUACUCGACUUAGGCCCUAUAUGGAAAAAUUUCUCAAUGAUAAAGAAAAAGAUGAUAAAAUAGAAUUUACCUUGACUGUUCCCCUCAAAGAAACUAGACUUUUAGACUUGUUCACUACUCAAGAAGGUGGACCUAUCUGGGGUCUUAGAAGUAUUCUCAGAGUGGUGGAUACCUCAGUCAUUAACAGAUAUAGAUGGUUAUCUGACAACAUAACACCUUCAUAUAAUGAUCUCUACCAAAAGGAAGAAUAUUCAAAUCAAGUAAUGAUAGCUCUAGUAGGGGCUGCCAUCUUUCAUGGCUCAUUCUAUAGACAGGUUCACAUUGCUCAGUACAGGUUGGAGUUUUUCAUAACAGGAAAACUUAUGUCUGAGGCUAUUUCCAUCUUUGUGAACAGUGUUAUCAUGGAUAUUGACAAUCUUAUUGAAAGUAAACAUCAUAUUCUUAUAGGUCUAAAUAUACCAGUGCAAACUAACACAGAAACAGAGAAACUCUGGCUCCUGGAAUUUUGGGACCCAGAAUUUAUUUUAGCUCACAAAGGAGAGUUGUUACAGAAAAUCUGUGAUGCAGUGCUAGGAAAUAAAUACAUUAUAGCUGAGUGUGUGUUUAGAAUGGAUCCAGUCAAACCAGUGUACAUUCAAGGUCAGAAACAAUACACAUUAACAUUUAUGAAGAUAUCUGAGGAUCAAAAAGAAGAAGGGUUAUCCAACUUUGCUGAAUUCCCCAUGGCUUCUCUUCAUGAAGGUGUCUUUCUCAAUCAGACUCAUGCUGAAAGUUAUAUGUCAAUCUUCAGCUCUCAACUAAAUAUGAUAGAUUAUGCUAAUGUCAGGAGAGCCUCUGCUAAGCCCUCACAAGGUCCAGCAGGAAUAACUAACAGAAAAAUGUCAGCCAUGAUAGAAGAUGACUUUCACUACAUUCAUCGCCAUGUUCAUCAGCGGUUACAACAUGAAAAACCCAGGAAAGCUCUUAUUGAUGGCUUUAGAUUAGGAGAUGAUCCAGGAUCAGGAGCAUUUGCCUGGCAGAUAACAAGUCCAAUUAAAUCCAAUUUACAGAAGCGUAUUGUAACCUUUGACCCAUGGGCUCAACUGUUUGACAUUGCCUAUCAUCUUAUACUUUUGAUCUUAAUGGAAAGAAAAACUACUGAUACAGCUCUUCUAAUAGAAUUAUACAAGCUUUGCAAUGGAACAGCAGGGAGACUUCAUAUGUUAGGAGAGAAAAAUAAAGCUGUCAGGGCUCUCAUAAGAGGAUUUAUACAGAGAUUGGAUGGUCAUAAAGUCAGACAAUUUUUACAAGAAUAUAAAAAUGAAAUUGAUGAACUGCUUGCUAUGAGCUUACAUGAGCGUAGCUCUGACCUUAGAGCUGUAGGUAAAACUUUGUCUUCCCAGGUGAAUGAGUUGAUGAAUGUCAGUGACAAAGAACUGAGCUCAGAACCUCAUCUUACCUUGACUAUGCUGACCUUGCGUGACCAGCAGAGCUUUAUUUUAACAAGUCUGAUGCGUCUCUCUGAAGAUGCUUUACACUGGUGUCCUCUUAUAAAGGCUCAAAUUGAAGAGUUGCAUACAAAAUUUCCAGAAGCCAUUUUUAAACCACGUUCUCACACAAGAAAUCCCCAAGUUGCUGGUCAAAGAGACAGCAUAGCCAAAGAAACUAUAAUGAAACAUGGUUUUGAAGAUGAGAACAUAAUGAAACAUGAAUAUUCUACCAUUGUUGUAUCAAAAUGUAUGGAAAAAGACACAGCUCCUAAAAUAAUGUCAAAGGAAUCUGUUUUAAUGAAGUAUAUUGUGGACACUCAUUUGGAUGAAAUGUGGGAGAAAUAUUUAGAAGAAAUAUUUGAAGAGAACAAACCUCCUGCAAAUCCUUAUCCCAGUUUUAUUACAUUUUGUAGAGCUUGUGCUAUGAGGAUGGACUUAUGUUUUGAGCAAGAAUCAGUUUUGCUUGACCGCCUAUUAACAAAGACUGCACAAUUAAUUGACCAAGAAAAUUUUAUUUAUCAACUUCCUGGUUGUGAUGGAUGUGGACCAGCUACUGCCAUAGCUUUAUUAGAUCCAGGUGGUUAUCUCCCUGUAAUUCAAUGCAUCCAAGAAAAUCUGAUAAACAAGUCUUAUUUACAGCGCAAAGGACCUUAUAAGAUUGGUAUCUGCCUGGGACUGACAGGGCCUUCAGCUCUCUAUGGCAAAAUGUCCCCCUACUUGACACAGCUUGACCUAGAUGAGCACUAUUAUAUUCAGGGUCCUAGUGGCUGUGAGACAGAUGCAGCACAGCUCUUUGCUGUUAUGGUUCAAAAACAUAUUUGGGAAAUUGUUACUGACAACAAAGUUCCUAUCCUUGGUGUUUUUCUUGGCAAAGACAGAACUCGCUGGUCUUGGGAACAAGUUAUAAAUAAAAAAAUGGGUUUUUUCAAUGAGGUUGAGAUGGUAGUGUUGAGGAAGGAGCCUGUCUAUCUUAAGUGUUAUUUUAUGAUGGAUGGUUGGAGAUAUGUACCUGUCGUAAAACAGUUUCUUUUACAUUACAUGCAAGGAGAGGGAGACCUUGAAAAUCAACUGUUUUAUCAGGAUGACCCCAUUCAAUUUUAUACAACUGUCUUCUCUACUCCAGAAAGAGCUGCCUUUCAUUAUCAAAAUGGUGGGCCAAUCAGGGGAGGAAAUCCAUUAAGCUCAUCUAACAUGAAAUCAGUGAUAAUGUUUUUGGAUGAAAAAUUGAUGAAACUUCGGGAUAUGUCGGAUUUUAUGGAAGUUCAUAGACUUUUGCUAUACAGAUCUCUUAUAUCUGAUAAUACUGACCACAUAGCAGAAGCUUGGCACAUGUUUCACAGCAUAGCUGGUCAAGCAGACUAUGCUGCCACUUUGGCACAAUCCUUAGCAGAAUUGGUGGAAUUUGAAAUGGAAUUUUCAAAGUUUCUUUUAGUGGAGAGGUCAGAUGCUGAAGGAUCUCAUCAAGAUAGUAAAACUGAAGAUGGUCCAUUAAAUUUUGGAGCUUUAAAUGCCAUGUUGAGAGCUCUCAUAGAAAAAGCUGAUAUUGUUGCUGGCUGGAAGGUCUCAAUGGCAGCUUCGAGUAUGCCAGAAUUCAUCAAAUCUAAGAUCAACAGUGUUACAGAGACAGACUCUAGAACAGGGAACAUUUAUCCAAUCAUCAAUGAAACUACAGUAGAAGUGAUGGAAGAACUUCAGAAUAUGCUUCUCAGCAUUAAAACAAGCUCCAGCUGUGAUGUUCACAACAUGAGUGACAAUGCUUUAAUUACAUUUCUAGAGAUUGAGAAAAAUGAGCAUCAACGCCCUGUAAGUGUUGAAUCACAACUUCUCAAUGACCAUCAGUUGUUUCUACACAGGCCACGAGCAGGGCAGAAUAUUUUAGAGGAUGAUCUUUUGUAUCGACCUAGGCCACAGCAAAUGUUUAAACCCAAAGUAGAAUUUUAGCACAUUUUUCUGAAAUAAAAAUGAACUAUUGUAAGUAUAUAUACAUAAGUUUAUAAACAUCAACACAUACAGUUUGAGCCAUGGAUAAUUAACUUAAGAUUUUAUUUGUUAACAAAUAUUUUUCUGCUAUAAUUUCAACAAUUAUUAAUUAAAUCAAUUUAACACAUUUUUUAAAAUACCUUUACUAAGUGAGGUAGAAUGGCUUAAAGUUUGAAUCUAUGAAUUUGAAAUUCUUUUAUCUCAUCUUAGACAAAUAAAUUACAUUGGACUGCAAUUACUGAUUAUAUCAUUAAAAUUAGGCCGCAAAGAUUACGAUUGCUUAAAAAAUAUCCUCAUUUAAUGUUAGCAAAAAGGCCUAGUCAUGUUUAUCACGCUCACAUCUGCAGUAUUUUAAGUUUUAAUAUCACUGCCUGGUGUCGCAAUCUGAACAUUAAUAAAAAAAAUAUUUAUUUAAAAAAAACAAAGCUUAUAUGAAGUGAAGUUGUAUCAAUAAGUUUGGAGCAGUCAUGUAAUUACAUUUGUAAUAGAUCUAGACCAACAACAAUAAAUCUGUAUGAUUAAUAAUAUUUUUACCAAUUGUUUUUGUUUAGCGCUAUUUCAUGCUUUUAGCUUUGCCAAUACGCUGUGAUCCUAUCACUUAUCUGGACCAGUUGGGAAAAAGAAAGGGAUUGGAGAUCUGGGUGGAUUUUACCAUAAUUGGUUUUUAAAAGCAUUAACAAAAAAAAAAAAGGGUGAACGACCUGAAUUCAGUCAUGGCUCAUGCCUCCUCUGGCCGAUGUGUUCACCACUCUGCUAGUGAGCUACUUAUGACUAGAGAAGAUUGUAGAGUUAGAUAUUGUUUCAAUUUAUGUAGAGUUAUAGAUUGUUUCAAUUUAGAGCGGAAACCUAUAAAUCCUAAAUGUUGCUAGCAAAAAGCAAACCCCAUUUGAGCAACUGUUUGAGAAAAACAUUCAUAAGAAAGCUAAGAUUUUAGAAAUAAAAAAUUCCCUUUGGGUCAAGAUUUUGUGAUUUUACCAUCACAAAAGAUACAAGACACUGAUAGCAUAGACAAACAGACACAAAAACUCUUUUGUUCCCCUGCAUGCAAUCAAAUCAUUAAAUACAAUUCAACUAUCUGAUAUAAACUUUCACAUGUAAAUUUUGAGUGAGUCUGGUGUGAAUGUAAAUUUUGGUUUUCUAUAGUUAUAAUGUUUUGUUUGAUGUAAUGCACAAAUCCUCAUGGAUCAUAAAUAUUAUUACCGUAUUAUAUGUUAUCUAGGUGAGGUAGAAUGGCUUGAGGCUUGAAUCUAUGUCUAGGAAACUCUUUUAUCUCAUCUAUUUAAUUAUUAUUCAAAGACUUAUAAUACUUAUUAGUGUUAUAUAUAUAUAUAUAUUUUAAUUUUAUGUUUGAAUCUAACAUAGGUAAGUUAUUUUGAACAAGAUAUAAACAUUAAUUAGAAAUUAGAAAACCAUGAGAUGUAAAAUAGAUCAUAAAUAUAUAUAAGAGAAAUAUGGCAAAUGUUAACAAGUUUAAAUCUAAAAGUUAUAUAUAUAUAAUUAUAUAUAAUUGAAAUUUGUCCAAACAAAUGGAAAUUCCAUUUGACUGUAUUAUCCACCUCAGCAUUACUACUAUACCAAUAUAUGAACAACAUUCACACACACAGACACACACAACCAGUGAUGAAGGAUGACCUUCCAACACUCUGACUGAAAGUGGGAUAAAGUUUUUAAAUCUUUUUGUUUUUUCCCUAAAAGAAAGGAGAUGACCACUUCGUCCAGAUCUGAUGUAACAGUGGUUUAAUGGUACAGAUUAUCUUUAAGAAUUAUGUGUUUUCGAAAGGCAUCUUUAGUGAACAAAGUCUUCAAGAGAUGGUAGCUGUGUUUGAAUGAUAUACGAUUCUUUUUUAAUUAGUUUAUUUACUGUGUUUGAGUUAUAUACAAUGCUUUUUAAUUACUUUAUUUAGUCUAUAUGUCUUUGUGCCAGUGAAGUAUUACCAUGCUAGCAGGUGAAUGUUACUGUACAGAAAAGUUUAAUUAUUGUUUUGUUGAUUACAAUUUUUUUUUUAGCUUUCUGAGAUAGAAGAGUCAUUGAUGAAUUUUUGUGUAAAGAUUUUGACAGUGUUCACUCCAGCUUGAUGUUGAUGGUUGCACCUAGGUAUUUCUAUUCUUACACUUGCUCUAUGGUUUGGUUGUUGAUCUGAAUUUCUUCAUGAUGGCCUUUAUGUUUCCUAAAAUCUACAAUCAUUUCUUUAGUUUUCUAAACAUUUAAAAUUAGAAAGUUGUUUAUACACUAUUGGUAAAGAGUUAAUUGUAGAAUGGUACAAAUUGUCGUCACCUGCAAUAAGGCUGAUGAUGACUGUGUCAUCAACAAAUUUGUGGAUGUGGAUAUCAACUGAUGUCUCCAGUCAUUGGUGUAAAUGGUAUUCAGUACUGCUGAAAGAAUGCACCCCUGCAGUGCUCACAUCUCUAGUGCCUGACACAUGCCUGUUCACUUUUGCAUAUUGUAGGCAUUUAAUCAGAAAGUUUAGAACCCAAGUUUGCAUGUAUUUGCUAACAUUCACGUCAAUGGCAAAUGUUUACAAGUUUAAAACUGAAAGUGCAAAAGCUUUUUUUUUUUUUUUUUUUUUUUCAAUUUCAACCAAAUCCUCUGUUAAAAAAAAAGUAAUUAAAGAGCUUGACUGCUGCAAUAAGAGUUUGAAAUAUGAUUCCUCCAGACCAUUUUACAGUGGAGUUAAAUAAAAUUUUAUUUCCAGUGGAUUAAUUAUUUGUUUCAUAACAAUAAUAAUCUUGAUUACUCUUGAGGAAGUUUUUCUUUCAAUUAAACAAUAUUACACAUAAUACAUUCUCUUAGAGCUAAUUCAUUAUACAAGAGCAUACAAAUUAUAAGUUCAAUCCAAUUUUACUUAAAAAAAAUUACAUGCAAAAUUUGUGUACAUAUAAGCAUAAGAUUAUAUUUAAUUAUUUAAUUCUUAAGUGAGGGAAAGAAUUUUUGUGUCUUGUUUUCAGUAAUCAGUGUCUUGUAAUGUUAACAUCGUGAUCCAGAGGAUGCUAUAAUAUAUGUGAUCCAGAGGAUGUUAUUAUGUAAUCCAGAGGGUGUUAUUAUGUUUUAAACUUUAUAACUUUUUAAAUUAUGUAAUUAGCAAUGUGAAAGACAUUUUUUUGAAUGUUGGUUCAUAACUAGCAACAAGUUGUAAUCAAGAUUGAUAUUUUGAUUUCAAUAUGUUGCUUGCUUUGCAAAGUGACACAAUUUUUUCAUUGUAACUUUCAGUUCAAAUACAAAUUGGAUGAAACAGUUAUUAAUAAAAUAUUAGACAUUU